This is a messenger RNA of Prorocentrum cordatum, 2776 nucleotides long. The record is from the annotation of a GenBank genome assembly. NCBI's taxonomy places the organism in Eukaryota, Dinophyceae, Prorocentrales, Prorocentraceae.
GCCAGCCCGGCGUCUGGAAGUGGACGUCGUCGGGCACUGCGAGCGCGAGGGGGCGACCUGGUACGAGCUCCGCUGCGCGCUCGAGGUGGCCGGCGCGCCGGGCGCUGGCCGGCGCGAGGAGUGGGUCUUGCACCAGCGGCUCGGGCCGUUGAGGGAGCGGUUGCACGACCCCGUCCGCCAGCUGAUGGGCGAGGAGGGCUACCGGCUCCGCUUCGGGGCAACGCCCUUCGCCCGCCGCGGCGGCCUGCCCGGCACCACCGCGCGGCUGGCCGCCUGGUGCCGGGCGCUCGCCUCGGCCUUCUCCGCCGAGCUCCUGCCGCAGGCGGCGGCGACAGCCGCUCUGCGGGCGCUCGUCCCGCCGCUGGGGCUCUGCGGGCCCCGGCCGCCGCGGGCGGCGGUGGCGCCGGGCGGCCGUGGAGCCGCGCCCGAGCCUCGGCCCGGAGCGCGGGCCGCCCCGGGAGCCUCGGCGGGGAGCACGGCGCCGCCGCCGGCCCCGGUGCAUGCUGAUUCCAGGCUGGAGCCGCUGGCCGAUUUCGUGGAGGGUGCGUGCAAGGACACGGAGGCUGCAGAAGGACUGCUGCAGCGGGUCUCGAACACAUGGCUGAGAUACGUGUACCCUGCAGCGCUCCUCGGAGUCGGCAUCCUGCGGCGCGAAACCAUCGCCGGGGCCUUGUACGUCGGAGCGGCACUGGUGUUCGCAUCUUCGGCAUGCGGCCAGCGCGCUGGAGAGUGUCGACGAUGGCGCGUUGUGAACAACGUCUUUACUGUCACGUUCAGUGUAUUUCUUCUAGCAGCUUGCCUCUUGGUCUUCCUCUGUUCUUUCGAGGUAUUCGAGCCUUGGCCUGCUUAUCUCAGAGUUGUUGGCUUUGGCGGCGUGACAGAUGGCACCGACUGCGGCAGUCAUUGGCUGAUGCUGCCAGAAGCUUUGGCUACAACCGCAAGCGUUGCGAGUUGGUUGUUGUUGCGCCGCGCCCAUUCGUGGGAACAGGAUGACGAGGCCGUUGUGCAGGUGCGCCCGCUGCUCACAAAGCAAAGUAGCGGCAUCCUUGUCGGCAUCUUGCUGGUGUUGUGUGCGUCGAUGAGCCUGAACUUAUUCGGGCUACUGUACAACAUGAUCGCUGCUGCUGUCCUGGCCUGCCUGGCAUCCGCAGCCCCGCGGCAAGGUCUCUCCCCCAAUGCCUCGCGCAGGCUGAGAUGCGCACUGGGCGCGACCACGGCCGCGCACGUCCUCACGGCGAUCUUUCUCGGAUUUGGUGGCGACAGCUUCAAGGAGUGGCGGCCCUGGCCGGAGCUGCUCGGGGCGCCGGACGACGCGGGAAGCGCCGCCCAGUGCGUCGGCGCGUUCGCGCUCCUGCAGGUGCUCCUCUGGUGCGCCGACCCGCCAGCCCCGCGCGAGAGGGAGGAGGUGCAGCUGCCGGCCUCGCCCCCCACGGUCGUGGCGCCCGCGGGCCCGCCGCUCGGGCAGGGCGGCGUCACCGCCGCCGGGACUCCGCUGCUUCCGCAGGACGCGCCCGGCUCCGGGGCCGUCUCCUGCGAGGACGCCGUGGGGCCGCGCUCGGGCUCCAGCGACAGCCAGCAGAGCAUCCCGGGCAGCGCCAGGGGCCCCCUGCGGCUCCUGGCGGCGCAGCUGCUCUCCGCCGGGUCGAUGCUGGCGUGGGCGCUGGUCUGGCCCAGCAUGCUCACAGUCCUGCUGCUGGCUGGUGGUUUGGCGGUGAUGACCGUGCCCGCCCAGAGAAUCUCUAGGGGUGCCUUGCAGUUCACGCUGCUGUACCAGUACCUGCCCCGGGAACGGUUGGGUCUCCUGAGCUUCGCGGUUGCGGGCGGCCUUUUGAGCUCCGCGCUCGCGCAGGCCUCGAGGGAAGAAAACAUCGGCAUCAACAAAGGACUGGGCUACCUGGCGUGGUUCCUCUGCCUGGUCGCCCGCGCCUGCGCGGCGCCGCACGCGUCCGGCUGGGAUGCCCUCGACGGGAGCCCGUUCUGGUGGCGCUGCCUCGUCUGCUACAGCUCCCUCACGGCGGUGCUCCUCUUCUGCUGGCAGGUGUUGGCGGAGGAGGACGUCCCUCUCGCCGGGCUCGUGCGCGCCCGCAGCUCCUUCUCUGCGCGGCUCCUGCCGCACGUGGCGGCCUCGCUGCUGGCGUCGGUGCAGGUGCAUGCCCAGCGGGCCGGCCUUCAGAGGCCCGGAGCCGUUCUUGCCGCUUCGGCGCCCGUGCCGAUGCAGCUGCUCAGCGACUUUGGCGUGUUCGCGCAGAUGCUCCUGGUCAUCAUGAUCGUGAGGGCGCCGCCAGUUUCGAUCUGGUCCUUCCUCUUACUGCUGCUGUUUGUCGCCCUGGUGACGGUAGAGCAGUCCGAAACAUGGCGCAGCAAUGUUCGCGAGCGCAUUCUCUUGGCCACGGCGAUGUACUGUAUCGUGCAGCUGCCCGUCCGCUAUCUUGGCUUGCUGCCUGGCGCAACGAAGUGGCUUGCAUCUGUAUUGCCUGGUGCAGCGUACAAUGUGUUAGACUCGCUGAUGGCCCUGGAGGGCCACGACAAGGAGUCGCGAGAGGAGAUGGCUAUGGUCGCGGCGCUGCUGGUACUAUCGUCGUACCUGCUGUGCGGGCUGCGCUUCUACGGGGCAGGUGUGCUGGAGGUGGGCUCGGGCGAUUACCUGGAGCGCACCUAUCCAGUACUGGCGCGUGUUCUCGUAGAGGCUGCGCGCUGGUCCACACUGGUCUGCAUGGUCGUGGCGUUCUGGCUCCUCUUUGCGCACAGAGACCUGCUCUCCAGGAUCGCCUGGUAG